Messenger RNA from Cryptosporidium ubiquitum, 8445 nucleotides. RefSeq lists its product as uncharacterized. The transcript has 2 exons. The record is from RefSeq and is a predicted model, not a curated record. Bases 1 to 8445 code for a protein of 2814 amino acids. Lineage: Eukaryota; Apicomplexa; Conoidasida; Eucoccidiorida; Cryptosporidiidae. Gene Ontology annotation, biological process: regulation of transcription by RNA polymerase II.
AUGUUAGAUGACAGAGAAUGCAUUAUUUGCAAUGAUGUUGAGGAAUAUGCAUACAGUGAAUUGACACUCGUUAAGUGCAAGAAUUGUGAUGUUUUUUUUCAUAAAAUAUGCUAUGGAAUUUCAAGUCACAAUGUUUCUAGUCAAGGAAUUGUAAUAUUAUGUGAUCCAUGCCAAUAUGAACUUCAAAUUAAAGGAAAGCAACUCAAUCAAUUGAGUUCCAGUAAAGAUUUGAAAUGUAUAAUAUGUUUUAAUUCUGGAAUAUUAAAAAGAGCUCUUGUCCCUAAAAAGUUUGAUCUAUUUCAAAAUUCUGAGUUUAAAGUUAAUAGUCAAAAUAGAGCUAUAUGGAUUCACAUUGAUUGUGCUAUAUAUUCCCAACAUUAUAUAUCUGUUAAUAAUUGGAGAACUAUGUCAAAUAUAGAAAUAUUAAGACCACUAGUUUACAUUAAUGAUAAGUCAUGUUCCAUUUGUAAUGGAAAUAUGGGUUUACUUAAACAAUGUUCUUUUUCUCAAUGUUUGGAACAUUUUCAUAUUCAUUGUUUGUUGAAAUCACCAUCUUAUAAACAUAAGAAUAUCAAAAUUGAAAAAAACCAUUUACUUGAUAUUUAUUGCAUUAAUCAUUCCAAAAAUGAGUAUCAAAUUUCUUUAGAACAUGGUCAAAAGAAAUCCAUUAUUAAGUCUUUAAGGGAAGAAAUUAAAACAUUAGAAACUAGUCGGAAUUUGGACAAUUAUAUUAAAGCAGUUCUUGGCCUAAACAAAGGUGAGUUAUUCACCUUUCCUGAGUUCCUGUCUUCCAAAAAAGACUUUAUUGGCUUUACUUUGCUGUCAAUUAUAGUAUCUUGUGAUAUUUGGACUCUUAGAACUACAGCUUUAUUAUCCUUAGCUGGCAAACCACUUCAAAAAGACAAUACUCCUAUAUUUACUGUUACUAAGAAAUCUAAUAUAAAUAAGUGGAUUAAUCUUUCAAGGUAUAUCCCAGUUAGUCUUAAAUAUGUAGAAAAUCUAAUAUCUUUAUCUUGUCUUAUCUCUGACAUUAUUGAAAAAAAGACAAAUCAACAUACAAGACUUGAAAUAUCUAAUAACAUCCUAUAUUACAUUACUGACAUUAAAUUAAUUCUAGAUAAUCAAACUAUCAAUGAGUGGGAAACUAAAUAUUUAGAUUAUUAUAAUAUUCUAAGAAAUAAGUUAGAUAGAAGUAGUCUAGAUAUUAAUCAGCUACGAGAAAUAUUCCAAGAUCUACCACUAAUGAAUAAAAAAGAUGGUGUAUUUAAUAUGGCAAAUCAUUCUUCAAACCUAUAUCUAGCUAUUAAAUGUAUUUUUAACAAUAUACAAAGACUUGAUCUUGAGCUUGAUAGAGUCUUAAAGUCCAAAACAUUGGAUUUGGACAAACUUAGAUACAUAAAAUACAAGAUAGAAAAUGAAAUCCCAAGUAAUUCUCCUAUAAAUAGGCAGAAAUAUAAUAAAGUUUUGAUAUAUUACACUUAUAUGGAGAAGUUAUUAGAAAGGAUGAUUAGGAAAUUCAAGUUUGGGUAUUUGAGACAAGAUCUAAAUAUAUCCAAAAAUGAGGAAUUUGAAAAAAACUUUAGAGACUUUUUUGAUCAGAUUGAAAGACUUAAAAGUACAAAAACUCUUAUUGAUUUUAUUUUGAAUGUUGAAAUUGAAGAAUACUCUAAGAAAGAGUCUGAGACAAAAAACAAUCUAUGUCAGGAUCUUGAAAAUUGGAGAUCUUUUGAUUUUCAUCCAAAUUCUCAUAUAAUUACUUCUUUCAACUCAAAGAUAGUAACUAGAGGAGUAACUUCAAAGAAAAUGAGAUCUCUGGUACAAGAAAUAAAUAAGUUUCAAAAGUGGGAAAAAAUGGUUAAUGAAUGUUUUGAAAUUCUAAAAAGUUUAGAGAGAAGAUGCUUUUCUUCCAAUAAAAGUCUUCCUAAUAAGGAUUAUUCAACUUUUCGUGAAAAGUUUCAGAGAUUUAUUAAUCAGUUAGAUAUACUUGAACUUAAAACGACUUUUUUGAUCAAACAGAUAUUAUCACUUAAGAGAAUCUUUAUAAAGAACAAAGAUAUCCUUACAAGAUCUAAAGUUUUCAAUCAAUAUGAAUGUCUUUUGGAAGAAUUUAAUAGAGUUAGUGAGCUAGAAAAUCUCUUAGAAAGAGAACCAGAUCCAAACUUCAACUCAGUUUUGCUUUAUUUUGAUUUUGUUUUAAAAUCUAGAUUUUGUUUAUUACCAAGGAAGUUCUAUCAAACUGGUUUAAUCUCAAAACUUGAAAAAUACUUAUUUUUUGAGGGUUAUAUAACUAGAUCUCUAGAAAUCAGAGAAUUAUCUUUUCAAGAUGUAAUCAUUUUAAACCAAUAUUUGAGUUACAAGAAGGAAAAUGCUCAUAUUCACAUCACUCCAGAAUCAGGAAUAUUUCAAGACUUUGAAUCUCUUUUAAUUAAACUUCUAAAAAAGUUUUCUGAGAAUUUUGAUCUUGUCUCAAAGAUCUAUUUAAUACUUAAUUAUUCUGAAGAGUAUUCAGACUUUAUUUUGAGUAGUUUCCAAGAUUUAUCAAUUUUGGAUCCCAUUAUAAAAUACUUGAUAAAGAGUAAAAAAGACUUUGAUACACCCACAAAAGGACUUUUCAACUAUUUAAUGACCUUUAAUUCUAAGUUAAGAUCUCAAAAAUGGGAUUCUGAUUGUGAUCAAAGCCAUUAUGGAGACCUUGAAAUUAUAAAAUGGAUAUACAAACCAUUUGGAACCAAAUUCUCUUUUAAAGACUACCAAGAAUAUUUUAUUGACACUGUUAAGAAUACUGACUUUGACAAAGAUCUUUGUCUCUUACAGCAAAGGGAUCUUAAUACUAUUAUUGAGAUUCCUUUUAUAUACAAAAUAAAGCUAAUUCAGAGAUACUAUAUUCUUGAGACACUUUCAAUUCUUAUAGAUAAUCAUUUCCAUUAUAUAGAUAUUCAAGAUUUAGUUUCUAAGAUUUUUAAUACCAGGGAUUUACAAAUAUUAGUAAUGAUUUGGAGAAAUCUUAGAUCAUUAGAUAUUGAUAGAGAUACCUUUCAAGAUUUCAAAUCUCUAAAAUUGACUUAUUCUCAAGAAAAAGAAAAUCUCAAAGAGUUAAAUAAACAAGGACUUAUUAUGAAUGAUUAUUUAUAUAACUUGGUUAUGGGACAUUUAAUAGAGAAGAUUUUGGUGGAUUUUCCAGUAAAAGGAAUUGUCUUUGGAUCUAUUGAUGAUUAUCUAGUAGACAUGGAAUGCAUCAAAAAGUAUAAUAUCAUAGGUCAAUCUGAUACAAAUCUAUUAAUCUCCGAAAUCAAUGAAAUAAAGCUUCUAGAAGACAGUCUUAAAAAGAUAAUUCAAAAAAUGAAUUCGGAUAAUUUUAACCAUAAGAAAAGACUUAUUGAGGAUAUUUUAGAUCAAGAUUUGAAUUUCAAAACUAAUCUGAAUAGUUGUGAUCUCUUUCAAAGUUAUAAUAAAAGAGAAUGGGACGAUAUCUAUCUUCAUCAACCUAUUAGUUAUGAUGAAGAGAUUAUUGGAAAUAGACUUAAAUUAGAUUUCCAAGUAAAAAGGAGAAAUAACUUCUUCUUAAAAAUACAUAUUAAUAGUUUAUUUGAUCAGGAAAGUAUUUCUAUAAUUAAAUCUAAAAAUCCUAAUAUGGGAAAUCACUUUGAAACUAAAGAAUCUACAAAUAACAAAAAAAAUAAGAGUAUCAGAAAUUUGAUAAAUGAGUACCUCUCUAUAAUAGAAGAUGAGAGAAAUGAAAUCUUGUUAAUAUUGGGUAGAUCAUCUAAAUAUGGAGUUCAUGUUAUUGGGAAUAAAGAAAAUAAGUUAAUUUUUGAGAUUGAUAAUUUAUUCAAAAAUUUGUCUCAAAAAAAGGAGAUCACAUCUAUUCUUAAGUUUCUUAACCAUUUAGUUAAUGAUCUGAUACACUUCGAGAUAGCUUUUAUCAUUAAUAUAGCAAGAUUGUGUAAGAUUGAUUUGAAUGAGAAUUUUGUGCUUAAAGAAUGGUUCAAUGAUACUUAUUUAAAAGAUAAAACUCCAUAUAAAGUUUUCAUAAGUACUGAGACAAUUUUAGAAAAAGAUAAUAAUGCUGUCUCAUUUUCAAUCUAUAAAUUAAUAAGAAGAAUAUCUUUGGAAUACCUUAAUUUGGUUGAAAAUUGGGAUCAAAAGUACUCAGAAAUAAUUGAGAAUAGAAUAGAAAAAGAAUCUAGUAGAGAGUUUUACAAUGUUUUAUUAAUAUAUAAUCAGAACAAACUUUUAAGAAGGAUUUUCCAAGGAGAUCUUGAUUCUACUGCUAUUAGAUCUUAUGAUCUUUCAAACCGUGAAAUUAUUCAUAAAAUAAAAUCUGAGAGAAUUAAAGAGGAAUAUCAAAAAAUGAGAGAUUUAGUGGGAGAUUUAAUGAUCCCAUUUAAAGAUCACAUGAAUAAGACUUUUGUUGACAUAGUUACAAAUGGUUUAUAUGAUAUGAAAUCUUCAAGUAAAUUUUUGAUCUAUUUUCCAUCUAGUUUAAUUGAAUCUUUGAGAAGCAAAGAGUUUGAGAAUUAUUCUGGAAAUCCUUUAAGAAUUUUUGUAGAAGAGAUCUCAAUUAUCUACUUUUCUGAAGAUAUAUCUCUUUUAUUAAUUAAAAUUAAUAUGACUUAUAAAUGUGAAUCAUUCUAUGUAAGUCCUGAACUUUUAAUUACAUUGUCUAACGAGAUAGAUUUGAAAUAUGGUAUUUCAACUCGACAAUUAUUCAUGGAUUCUUAUUAUUUUUUUGUUAAGAUUUAUAAGGAUUCUUUAACUACUGAGAACUAUUACUAUAUUAGAGAAAGUAACAGGGCUCAAGAUUUAAUAGAUUUUGUGAAUAGUAAGUUAAAGAGUUUUGAGACUGAGAUCUUGACAGAAAUGGGUUUUUCAAUUAGUUCAAGUAAAUUUGAGAAAAAUAGAAUUAAAAUGAAUUUGGAGGCUUUUAAAAUAUGUAAAGACGGAAAUAAUUUAGAGAAAAUAAAAAAUAAGAAAUUAAUUAUGAUCACAGAUAUAAUCAGCUUGAUCUCAAAUAUAAUACUAUACAGAGUCUUUUUGGAUGGUCUUCUAAUAGAGGAUGAUAAUUUUGACAAGAAAAUCCACUUAUUUAGAAGAAACUACUCAGUUCUUGACUUUGAUCUUGCAUUAAAAUCUAUAGUAAUGUACCUUAGUCUAAGAGAUCUUGUAGAAGAUUCAUUUUCUAAAAUUGAGAAAAUGAACUCUAGAGAUGAGAUCUUCGCUCCAAUUGAGAUAUUUAAAAUCUCAAAAGAGCUUUCAAUACUUACUGAAUUGUUGAAUAAAGAAGAAAUAUCUAUUAAUAUUAAAGAGAGACCCAAAAUACACCAUUAUCUUUUCGAAAAGGAGUCUAUGCUAAUUGAAGAUUUUCGGACUUGGGAAAUUGCUUCUGAUAGUUACCUUUUUAAAGGAGAUUCUUAUAAUAACCAAAGUUUUAAUUCAGAAUUUUGUUUAAACACUAUACUAUGGGUUCCAGAAUAUGAAAACUUUAAUACAGUUUCAGAUAUAAUUGAACUGAUACUAUUUCAUAUCAAAAAAAUCAAAUCUUCAAAAUUGGAAUUGUCAAGUUUAGAGAUUUCUAACUUAAUUAAUGCUCUAGAAACUAAAAAGAGCUUAAUCUUAGAAUUAGAAGAGAAUUCUUUGAAAAUUCUAAAGGAAAUUAAACUAGAUGAAAAAGAAAAUUCUAGAUUUGAAACGAAAUCAAAACCUUUUUUACUUAUUGAAAAAGUUAUACCUCCUCCAAAAGUUAGCCAAAAAAUGGUUUACGAGUAUAUUUCAAAAAAACUCUUUAAAUUGAUCCCGAAUUUUAAGUUAUUGAAUCAAACCCUUAAUAUUUUGCCAUACAAGGGAUUUGAAAUACUAAACAAAUAUUUUAAUAACUCAAUUCUGAUGGAUAAAUCCUUAAUUUCUACUUUAAAUAUAAUUGGGGAUCUUGAAACAAAAUGUGAUCUUGAGACAAAACAAGAUUUAGAGGGUAUCGUGUCUCAUAAUUUUGAAUAUCUUUCAAAAAUUAUUGAUUUAAGAAUAUUGAUCAAUGAAUCAAAAUUAUCUUCAGAGACUUUGUAUAGAGCUUAUUUAAAGUUUUUUAGAGGUAUUUUUAGAUACUUUUUGGUAUAUGGAACAAAACAUAGAUGGGUAGACAUUUCAGAGUUACAAUGUAAUAAUGAUGAGAAAGGCAAGAAAAGAAAGGAGAUUUUCGUUCCAAUUUUGGAAUAUGUAGUUUUGAGAAAACUUUAUGUAGAGUUUUUGUCAUGGUAUAAAUUCGAUAAAAGUGUGGAGCAUUCAAAAGGAGCUUUUCAGAAUUGUGAAUUUAUUAUUUUGGAGUCUUUAUUGUCUUGUUGUAAUUAUCUAAUGGAAAAGGUAUCAUUUAGCCUUGGAAAUGUAGAAAAUGAAUAUUUAAUAAAUCAUUGUAUUUUGAGGUAUUUAUAUUUUCAACAAGAGAGGGAAAUUAUAGAUAAGCCUAAGAAGCUUAAUUUAAUGAUUGGAAUAUUAGAUAUUGGUGAGUACUUAGUAAAUUAUUUUGAUAUAAUAGACAUGGAAUUAAUUAUAAAACAGAGCUUUACUAGGAUUAAGAAUCCAGAUUUAGAUUAUGAUAAGUAUGAAUUAGGAAGUUUAAGUGUAUUUAGUAGAGUUGAUAAUAAACUGAUUCAUCACUUUUUAAGAAAAAACAAGAUUCAGGUUUCUAUUUGUGGAUUAGAAGAUGCAAAAUAUGGUUUAAUAAGUAAUAUAUAUUAUAUAAAGGAUAACAAAGAGAAGAUAGAUUUUAGAUGGUCAAUAGGACGUAUUUCAUAUUCUUUAAAACCAAUUCAUGGUGUUUACUUUCUUAGGAGUUAUGUAAAGCAGUAUUUGGAGUAUAUUUUCAAAACUUUCUACAAUAAAGAGGAUCAAGAUUACAUCAAGAAGAAGGAUCACUCUAUAUAUCUUGAGGCUUUUGGUGAGGAAGAUCAGCUCUCUAUUGAAAAUCUUUUUCGAAUUUUGGAUAAAUAUUUGAAAGAUGUGAUGGAUUAUUCUUUAAGGUUAAUGCUUAAGUCUUUCAAAAUUAAGAGUAAUAAUGACCAUUUUUCUUAUUCAAAUUUGUCCAAAUACCCAAGUUAUCUUGAGGAGUUAAAGAAUAAGUGGAUGAUUUUUGGACAAGAUAAAUGGAUUAGUGAGCUAAUAAAAGUUGGAAGUCAUAUUAAGAUGAGUAAAGGUACUAAUAAGAAACGAAUUAGAGAGGAGAAAACAGAGGAAAUGUUGGAUAUUGAUAAAGUCCCAAUAUUGGUCAAGAAUAAUAAAUCCUAUACAGGAAAGGAAAAGGAUUCUCAGGUUGAGGAAUUAAAGAAAAGGAGUUUAGAUAUAAAGUCUGAAACAACUAAUAAUAUGGAAGAAAAAACAGAAAUGGUUGAUAAUGUGGAAUUAGAGAAAGUAACAACAAAAGGAACCGAUAUUAUAGAUUUGGAAAGACUUAGGACUCAUGAAGGAGCCAAAAGUGAUUUAAAAUACGCCUGGUUGGGAUGGUUAAGCUUUGGUAAAAAUCAGGAAAAUGUAGAUGAAGAUGUUUUAGAAAUAGGUAUAUACCAAAUAAGUAAUCAGUUUACUAAGAAGAACGAUAAUAUAUUAAAAGAACUGAGUAGAUGCUUAGAACUUAGGUAUAAUGGAAUUAAAUACUCAAUGGAGAUAGUAGAGAAAGCAUUAGGAAACAAUUCAAUGGUGGUUUUGAUCUCCUCUAACUGGUCACAUCACUUGAGAUUCUGUAAGAGCCAAAUAUUUAACCGUAUAUUUCAUUAUAACUAUAACUGUGAGGAUUAUGAGAUCUUUGAAUUUGAAAUGGUUGAUAAAAAUACUACUAAUAAGGAUAUUUUCAAUAAUAAUAGUAAAAAUAGAGACUCUAAGAAUAAAAAAUCUGAGGAGGAGGUAAAACCUAUUGGGGAUGUAAGACUUUGGUUAUUUCCAUGUAACCUAUCUAAUGAGAAUUCCAACAGACUAUUUUUUAGUGGGAAUUUAACAAGAAAGAAUUCGGUACCUUUACCAAUUUCAAAAUAUUAUUUGAUAGGAAUGUUGGUUUCAAGUUCAGAGGUAAAACAGAAUUUUGGUUUUGGUUCUGGUUCUGGCUCUGGCUCUGGUACUAACUCAGAUCCUGAUCUUGAUUCUGGAUCUGGUCUUAGACAAGAUCCAGAUGAAGAAAUCUCAGUGAUGACUAGUUUGCUUCCAAAUCAAGGACAAAUGCACAAAAUAGCACAAUAUUGUCACAAUAAGUCAAUGAAAUCCGAAUCAAAGAUGGAGUUCCUCAUAAAUAAUGACAUGUUUUCAUCAGCAGGAACCCUUCUCUCCAGUCUUUUGUCUAUUAAUGGGAAUUCUAGUCAAUUAACUCAUAGUACAUCUUUAUCCAACAAUCAAGAUAACUACUCAAAUAAUAUAUACACUUUAAGAGAUUUAGCUAAGUCCAUAAAACGGAAAAUCUCAGAAGGAUAA